UAGUGUGUAGGGAGCAUUAGCGAACAGUUCAUAUAACCUGAUCUGCCAAGAACUGUCCCAUAUAUCGACAUAAUAUUAAUAAUAAUACAACAAAUUGUAGAGAAUCGUAGAGAAUGCUGGGUUUUUAACGGCAUGAGAAUUCUGUAGAUAUCGUCAUUCUUUAUUCAAAUCAGAAUAUUAUUAUCGAACCGUUGAGUAAAUUCGCAACCAUUGAGGUGGUAGAAUAUAAUUAACUCAAUUUAUGUAAAAUUGUGAUUUAAUUUACUUGUAUUCGAGCAAGAACUUCUAAUGUACGUGUAAAUUCAUAAUGGCAUCUGAGGACGGCAAUUCUUAUGCAACCGUUUCUUCGGAAGAAACUAGACAACCUGUCACCAGUACUUUGCAACAAGAAAGUAAUAACAAGGACGCAAAUUCAGCUAAGCCGCAGCCUCAAGUAAACCGAACGACUAAUCUCCAGAGGAUACUUCAACGCAAGCAUCAGGCGCUCAGCUGGCCGCGAGAGAAGAAACUGUUAAAACUUUCGAAUUACAGCACUUGCCAAACGGAGGCGUGUACAUGUACAGGCUGGAAGAACGCGCAGCCGAUUAUAAAAUCUCCAAAGGGCGAGAUACAGCAGCCUAUUAUAAACUUUUCCGAUCCCUGCAAGACGUGUAAACAUCCUUUAGAAAAUCAUAUCAAACAUAUAUCGAUUCAAUCUGAUGAGGAGAUCACCAGAUUGUUGGGAAUGGCUGUUGAUGCUGACAAUAUUUUUGCAAGUACACACAAGGAAACGGAUUCCGACACUAAGAAAGUAUAUAUUUAUUUGUACAAAUUGUUGAGGAAUUGCAUCUGGUCUAUGACGAAGCCGACCAUAGAAGGGCCGUUAGGGCAGCCGCCGUUUGAAAGACCCAACAUAGCGAAAGCGGUGAUGAACUUUGUUUUGUAUAAAUUUAGUCAUUUGCCGGCGAGAGAGUGGCAGGGUAUGUACGAUCUGGCAAAGAUGCUUUUACACUGCCUGAAUUAUUGGAAUUUUGAACCGCCCGCUACCAAACGGCCGAUACUUAACGCGGACGAAGCUCCUGUUUAUAAAAUCAAUUAUACUCGCUGGCUCGUCUUUUGCCAUGUGCCUGCAUUUUGUGACUCCUUGCCGCAUUACGACACUGCUUUAGUUUUUGGGAAAAGUCUGUUACAAGCUGUAUUUAGAUCAGUUUGCAGACAAUUAAUGGACAAGUGUAACAAUGAAAGAGACAGAAUUGCGCCGGAAAAAAAGGUCUUGGUUUUAACGCAUUUUCCCAAGUUUUUGUCACUGUUGGAAGGAGAGAUUUAUUCUGAUAAUUCCCCCAUUUGGGAUCCUGAAUUUAAACAACUUCCGCCUUCUCACAUUCAAACUGCCUUGGAAUCAAAGGCUCAAGCAAGAAAAACGGGAGAAUUUGAAAAGGUUACCGUUCCUCCGAAUGAGAAAGACAAUUUUACAACAAUAAAUAUUAGUCCUGGAAUUAAGAAGAUCCAGGAGAAACGUCCUAAUGCCGAAGGGCGCCUUGACGCAAAGAGACGAAAGAAUGAAGAAACUUUCGAGGAUCUGCCAAAUGAGACCAUUGCUGAAAUUGUUGCAUCUAUCAAUGACACUAAUUAUAUGUCAGGUUCUGAUGCGGUGUUUCCACCAAAUGUGCCACGGGACGAGACCGCCAAGAUGGAAGAAAGUAGAAAGAUAAUAGAAUUUCACGUAGUGGGAAAUAGCCUGACACGGCCAGUGUCUAAGCAAACUAUGCUCUGGCUGAUAGGACUGCAGGAUAUAUUCAGCCAUCAGUUACCAAGAACGCCCAAAGAAUACAUUACUCAGCUUGUUUUUGAUCCAAAGCAUAAAACACUAGCCUUAAUAAAGGACGGUCGUCCAAUUGGUGGGAUUUGUUUUUGUAUGUUUCCAAGUCAAGGGUUUACAGAGAUAGUGUUUUGCGCUGUUACGAGUCACGAGCAAGUAAAGGGCUAUGGAACGCAUUUGAUGAACAUGUUGAAGGAUUAUCAUAUUAAAAACAAUAUACUGCAUUUUCUUACAUUCGCGGAUGAUUUCGCUAUUGGAUACUUUAAGAAACAGGGAUUUAGCAAAGAUAUAAAACUGCCCAAGUCGGUGCACCAAGGGUACAUAAAAUAUUACGUGGGAGCGACGUUGAUGCAUUGCGAGCUAAAUCCGAAAAUUGUGUAUACCGAAUUUACGGCAGUUAUCCGGAAGCAGAAAGAAAUUGUGAAAAAGCUGAUUCACCAGAGGCAGCAAGAAAUACAAAAAGUGCAUCCCGGCUUGACGUGUUUUAAGGAAGGUUUAAGGGGAAUUCCGAUCGAGUGUAUCCCGGGAAUUCACGAGACCGGAUGGAAAAGUUGUGCACAAACUAGAACGAGAGGUGUGACGAAAGGAAUGCAGGGUCCAGAACCGAUGGACACAAGUUUAGACGUGCCGGAUUCUCUAUGUAAUAUAUUAAAUGGUGUUCUGAACAGUGUGAAAAAACACAGCACAGCGUGGCCUUUUUUGAAACCUGUAGAUAAGAAUGAUGUUCCAGAUUACUACGAUCAUAUAAAAUAUCCUAUGGAUCUCAAGACGAUGCAUGAUCGCUUGAAUUCGGGAUACUAUGUAAUAAAGAGAUUAUUUAUAGCCGACAUGUUACGGAUUUUCACCAAUUGUAGAUUGUAUAAUAGUCCUGAAACUGAAUAUUACCGUUGUGCCAAUGCCUUAGAAAAAUACUUUCAAACACGUAUGAAAGAAGUUGGACUCUGGGAUAAGUAGAAAUUAUUAAGACUGUUGCAUUAUAAUGAUAACGUUGGCAAUUGAUAUUUCCUAAUUUAUACUUAUUACAAAGUAUUAUUGCUUUAUGAAGAAAAUCCAUAUCUUGGUAUUGUAAUGCUUUUCGUGCAAUAUUUGUCGAAAUUAAAUAGAUCUACAUGUGCGGAAAUGUAUGUCGGAAUAAAAAAGAUGAAAGAAAUUUUUAUUUCCGUGAUACUGUAUUUUCUUCGAUCAUCGGGCUUUCAUUCUUUGUAUUUUUUAAAAUGUGUUUAUAUCAUGUUUAUUACAUUUGUUUCAAUUGGUUUUUCUUCAAAUGUAUAUGUGUAUGUGUGUAUGUAUAUAUAUAUAUUCUGACAUGCAAUUCACGUUAAAUGAAUGUGUAUAUGUACGCGCGCGCGUGUGUGUGUGUAUGUGUGUACAUAAAAUGCAGCUAGCUAUCGCUUAUCUAAUCAUAAUUAAUAGUAUAUUUCACAUAUUGAUUGCGCGAAUUGUUUAUAUGUGACCUUUUAACUAUGUUAUACUAUGUAACAUUAUGAUGUUAAAAAUAUCAAGAGUGGUUUAUGCAAAAACUUUAGACUGAAGUGAGUACUUAAUUUCACAGCCUAAUUAAUAUCAUUAGUCGAGCAGUUAAUUAAGGAGCGUAAUACAGCAAUUAUAAAGAUCGCUCUAGUGGGCGACCAGUCUAUGGAACAGUGAUUCUCUGUAAUGCGCAUUGGUUUGUAAAGUAUUCUUAAAGGAAUAAAGCUUGUUGUCUAGAAAUGAUACGAAUGAGAAUAACAGCAGUCAAAUUUGCGUUACAUGUUCGUAUUUCGUAUCGAAAUUAAUAUAUUGAUCCAACGUUAUUAAAUUGAUUGACUGGAUAAUUCUAUAAUACGUAGUAAAAAUUUAUAACAAAACUAUUGAAGGGCCAACAUAAUGUUGCAUUAUAUUCUUCUAAAAAUACGUAACAUCGUUUCUUAAAUAUAUUUCACGAAACCGCGGGCACUUCGAUUAUAUACACAUUCUAUUUUUAGAAAAAGUGCACACAUUUAUAGGAGACAAUUUAGAACAAUUAAGACUUUUUUAACCUUAUGAGCUUCCGUUAUCUCCUUCGUUUUUUGUUUAAUUUUGUCAAUCUGUAAUUCUGUGACAUAUAUGGAGAGAACUUGUUGAACGAAUAAUAGUUACGUUCUACGAUUGGAUCUUAUUAGCUCGAUUCAUUUUAUCUUGCUAUUUAGAAAUCUGUUUUUAAAUAGAUUUCAGAUGAUUGAAGGUAUCAUCAUGGAACAAAAUGUUCGCUUGAAAAAUGUUUGCAAACGAAAUUACAUUCCUCGCGCGUUACGUCUAAAAGGAAUUGCCGUUGUAGUAGUGCAGAUUUGCAGAGAGAUCAAUGCGACUGCAGGAACGCAGAAAAAUGUAUGCUCUAAUUAUCGCAAGAACUUCGUGCGUUUAUUGAGAAUAACACUAUAAGCAGUAGCUGCCAGUUAUAAUUGGCAUACAUUAAAGAGCAAUUAAGUCUUUUAUUUAAAAAGGUAUAUACAUAUUUCUCUAAAGAGUAAGAAAUGCACGAGAGGAUGCUAUCUAUUGAAUAUUCUACUUCCUUUCACAAUACGUAGCGUUGACAACCACAAUUGUAAUACACCGUAUUAUAUUCUAUUGUAUAUUAUACUUCUAAGAGUGAAACAUAUCUUUAAAAACAUAUUUUUAUUCGUAUCAUUUGUGCGGACGUUGUUUUUUAUGUCAAAAACUACUGCUACGUGAAAACUAUGUUGAAAAGCUGUGUAUCAUAUUUAUAAAUUAUAUUCUCGUUAUUAUUACAUUCACUAUGUAAUUUACGAAUUUAUAAACAGGUUUUACUAAAA
Molecule: messenger RNA, 4590 nt
Organism: Wasmannia auropunctata (little fire ant)
Lineage: Eukaryota; Metazoa; Arthropoda; Insecta; Hymenoptera; Formicidae
Product: histone acetyltransferase KAT2A-like
Exons: 5
Coding region: 308-2752 (814 amino acids)
Biological process (GO): positive regulation of transcription by RNA polymerase II; chromatin remodeling
Cellular component (GO): nucleus; histone acetyltransferase complex
Molecular function (GO): histone H3 acetyltransferase activity; protein binding
Source: RefSeq, a predicted model, not a curated record